Penicillium canescens is the source of this 1158-nucleotide messenger RNA. RefSeq names its product ankyrin repeat domain-containing protein. NCBI's taxonomy places the organism in Eukaryota, Fungi, Ascomycota, Eurotiomycetes, Eurotiales, Aspergillaceae. Gene Ontology annotation, molecular function: protein binding. The transcript has a single exon. Bases 1 to 1158 code for a protein of 385 amino acids. The record is from RefSeq and is a predicted model, not a curated record.
AUGGUAAAGUCGGAAAGGAUAGUUUGGGGACGUGAAUGGUCGAAUUUCAUCUCUUACACACUAACCUAUGAGAAUGUUCCCGCCUUUAAUAUGUUGCUGGAUCGCGGGCCACCGGGUGAUCUACCAGAAGCCAGAAAGGGCUGGUUGAGUGGCGUGCUCGCCGAAGCUAGAGACUAUCCUGAGCAUAUACAGGUCCUUCUGCAUCGUGGAUAUCUGGACAAAACGAAAGAUCCCUGCAUUUUCAAGAAAAUGCUUGCCGGCGCAUUCGAAGUUGGCAAUCUUGAAUUGGUUUGGCGUCUGAUAAACCACGGCGAACUGGGUCUCCUCGAUGCACACAACGGCCCGGAUCUCGAAUACCAGGAGCAAACUGUCUUGCACAUUGCAGCACAUUACAGCUCCUUGAAAAUCUUCCAAGGAUUCCUAUCUACCGGUAAUCUGACUUUGGACCCGAAUCAUCCCACUCAUUGCGCCGCACUAGUCAGCGCAGGUGUGGGGAUGAACGUCGAUGUCAUCGGGUACUUUUUGGAGAAAAGUUUCGAAAUCAAUGCUUUGUACGAAGCGUCCGCGUUAAAAGACGAUAACGUGCCGGAGGCCUUGAUUAUUCAAGUUGCCACAGCAUGGGCCAGUGCCGAUAAUUAUCUCGAUAAAAGGACUCGUGAUGAUGUCGCAGCAGCCAUGAUGUUCUUGCUUGAUCGCGGGGCUCACAUAGACACAAGAAAUUCUCGAGGGCAGACAGUUUUAUCCAUUGCAGUGGAGAAUGGGAACCCGGAACUUGCUAAAAUGCUGCUCAACAGAGGAGCAGAUCCCCUGAUUGCACUCGAAUCACGCAAUAAUCUCAGCGCAUUGGAACAACUAGUCCGGAUAUUCAUACGGCACGAGCACGAUCUGAGCUACCUCGAUAUGCUGCAGGCUUCUCUAGAGACCAUGGCUGCUAGGGGUUAUCAAAGUGAUGAUUUUGUCCGCCUGAUGCCGAGUAUUGAGGGCACACUUUCUCGUCCGAAGGUAAUUUCACAGCUUGAAGAUGCUCCGGAUGUAAAGGGUCCCAUAACACUACCGUACUACGAGGACAAGGACUAUGUGCGUUGGUCACACUUCUUUUUGAUCAAGGAGCUGAGAAAACAAUAUUGGCGGGUCACGUAUCCCGUUUCGUCCGAAUGA